UUGUUCUCUUCUCUUCUUCUUCGCUCUCGCUGUCGCCCCUUAACCCUUUUCUUCCCAUCUCUCUGAAAUUCUCUUCCUUUCUUGUAUAAAUCAGACUUUUAUCGUCUGCCCCUUAACCCCUUCUUCGAAGAUUUUGAGUUUUGGGUUUUUGAAGUUUGUGAAAGAGAAAAAGUAGUGGUUUUGGAUUUGAGACCCAAUUGAGGAAAGUAAAUUAUCUGGGUUUUUGAAUUUUGAAAAGGGCGAUGGAACAAAUUGAUGGCGGGGAUUUCCCGCCGAAAAAACUAGCCAGGCAGCUGGAUUUCACCAGGUUUCCUAAUACACCAGCAGCAACUACGGCUUCUUGUUCUGUCGAACAACUACAACCGAUUCCGAAACCACCAGUUGUUGUUGCACCACCACCACCACCUCCUCGGCCUCUACUUCCGGUUAAACCCGAUUCACCAAAAUCUCGUCCACGGCCCAACCUUGAAGUAAAAGAUGGCACCCCGAAGAAACAAAAGCAAUGCAACUGCAAACACUCAAAAUGCUUGAAGUUGUAUUGCGAAUGCUUUGCUUCAGGAGUAUAUUGUGAUGGCUGUAAUUGUGUAAACUGCAAUAACAAUGUUGAGAAUGAGGCUUCUAGGCAAGAAGCUGUUGAAGCUACAUUAGAACGCAAUCCAAACGCGUUCCGACCAAAGAUUGCUAGUAGUCCCCAUGGAGCUCCAAAUAAUAGGGAGGAAGGGGAAGUCGCACUUGUGGGUAAGCACAACAAGGGAUGUCACUGCAAGAAGUCAGGGUGUCUUAAAAAGUAUUGCGAAUGCUUUCAAGCAAAUAUUUUGUGUUCAGAAAACUGCAGGUGCAUGGAUUGCAAGAAUUUUGAAGGCAGUGAAGAGAGACGUGCUAUCUUCCAUGGAGAUCAUGCUAAUUCUCUCUACAUGCAGCAAGCAGCAGCUAAUGCUGCCAUUACCGGUGCUAUUGGAUCAUCAGGAUACGGAUCCCCUCCGGUAUCUAGGAAGAAAAAACAGGAACACUACUUUGGAGCAGCAGCAAAGGAUCCCAUUAUGCACCACCUUGCCCAUUUUCCCCCGGGAAAUCACCAAAGAAGUGCUGCACCAUCUUCUUCCUUACAUCCGUUACCUCAUCCCCGGGUAGUCAAUCCUGCAGUAUUUGGUGGUUCAAAGUUCACUUACAGGUCCCUGUUAGCGGAUAUCGUCCAGUCGCAAGAUGUGAAGCAGCUUUGCCAACUUUUGGUCGUAGUUUCAGACGAAGUUGCCAAGUCAUAUGCAGUUAAAAAUGACAAAGAUGGAAAUGAAGUGCGAGCAGUGAGUGAAAAUCAGAAUGGGAACUCCCUAGCAUCAUCAAAUCAAGAACGAGAAGAUACCCCAAAAGAACAAGAUACACAGAAACCCUUAGCUGAUGACCAUUUGAGAGAAAACCAAGCUGAUAAAGUUAUCCCAGAUGAUUCCGGAUUAGAUGGUAUAGAUUUGCAGAAAGAGAGGCCAAUGUCUCCUGCAACGUUAGCUCUUAUGUGUGAUGAAAAAGAUGCGAUGUUCAUUGCACAAGCGUCACCGGGUGGGGCUGGUCUUCAAGGUUGCAACAAACCUGUACCAUAUGGACAGGAUAUGUCAGAGGUCUACGCUGAACAAGAAAGGCUUGUUUUGACUGGAUUUCGAGAUUGCCUUCGAAGGAUCAUAACUUGUGGGAGAAUAAAAGAAGGAAAAUACACUGCUUCUCCGUCUUCUUCUUCUUCUUCUGGCACCAAAACAGAAACAGGGAGUCAACCAGAUUCAGUUGGCAAUGGAAAUUCAAGAAAGCAUCCUGUCACUACUACUGUUGCUGAAGCAUCUCAAACAGCAACUACUACGGUUACUGCCGCUUCUAGUAAUGGUCUACCUACGAGUGUUGGACACCCCAAUGAAAAUGGGAAUACAAUAAAACAACCAAAAACUGAAACAGAGAUGUAAAUUAAAGAUUACAUAGUCUAUAGAGAGGAAUUAUAGCCUUAUAGGAAAGCAUAAUAUCACUGCUGCAUCGGCCAUUUUUUAGCCUUAGUUUAAAUCGGCUGUUUAUUUGAUGCAGUUACAAACAAAAUUUUGGCCUCUAUUUAUUUUUAGAUGAUCCCAUACAUGUGACUGGAAAUCUAGUCAUAGGAGGAUCCAAACAGUUGAAAAUAAUUCUUUCAGCUCCGUAGUGUGCAAUCCGCGCACUGGAGUUGGCAGUGGCAAGUUCUUCUUUGCCCAUUUUAAUCACAGGUGUAUUAUUAUCAUUAUUAUUCGCUUAAGCGCAACAAGUGGGAAUCUAAAUACAUGAUUACCUAACUCAA
Papaver somniferum (opium poppy) is the source of this 2302-nucleotide messenger RNA. RefSeq names its product protein tesmin/TSO1-like CXC 5. The coding region runs from base 243 to 1943 and encodes 566 amino acids. The transcript is spliced from 9 exons. The record is from RefSeq and is a predicted model, not a curated record. Gene Ontology annotation, biological process: regulation of DNA-templated transcription. NCBI's taxonomy places the organism in Eukaryota, Viridiplantae, Streptophyta, Magnoliopsida, Ranunculales, Papaveraceae. Gene Ontology annotation, cellular component: nucleus.